AUGCCUCGUGGCCCUGGAAAGAGGAGCAACUACAAUUUGGACUACUCGCGCUUCAAUGGAGUCGAACACCAAGACCAGGAGCGAUGCAUGGACGAGGCUUCAACCGACGGCGGGGGCGAAGACUUUGCAGUCGCGCUCCGCAACAUGCCGCCAGAGCUUCAAGAGGCGUACCGGCUCACAAUGAUCAGCCGUUCAACUGGUGAUGAAGCUGCUCAGAAGAGAGCGAACGAGCUCGUCCUUCAGGCAGUCGACAAAGGAGGUCCGCAAGUGCGCGAAACAUUCAUGAAGGAGAUUUCAGGACAUUUGCCAGAGGCGGAGCAGAUUGCGAAGGGCGGCUCUUCCAGACUUGCUGCAGUCAACGUUGGGGAAAAGGGAGCUGAAGCGGGUGAUCAGCUGGACGCUGGAAGACAGGAGACCAAAGACAUGCUCGACAACAUGAAGACGCUCGGCUUCUCCUGGGCACGGGCCUUGAAUCCCGCCUUUUGGCUCCGCAGCAACAUCAUACGCUACGAGGCGACACGAGCCGGCAUCUCUUUAGGCGUCGACGAUAUGAGCGUCCCGGCCGAAAAAGCUGCGCUCUGCGAUGGCUCGCAGCAGCGACAACUGCAGGCGGAGGCGAAAUAUCGGAAUGGAGAGAUGACUGUCGUUGAGAAGUUCUUGAACGUCACAGAAGAAUGGACGAGAACGAGCGAACAAGUGAAGAACGAAGCGGUCUCCAACUUCAAGGAAAACGAUCCCAACAAUCCAGUAUACAUGAUGUCGACAAGUGGUGCGCGAGGAAACAUUUCGCAGGUUCGACAGUUGGUGGCUAUGCGUGGACUCAUGGCAGAUGCCAAAGGCCAGUUGAUUGAUGUGCCAAUUCAGCACUGCCUACGUGAAGGGAUGACAGUCACCGACAUGCUGAUAUCAGGCCAUGGCGCUCGAAAGGGAGUCAUCGACACUGCCUUGAGAACGGCCAAUUCUGGAUACUUAUACCGACGGUUGGAUUUCACUGCUUCACCAGUUGUUGUGCGUGCAGAGGACUGUGGCACCGAGGAUUCGAUUCCAAUGGAAUUAAAAGGCAUGCGAGAUUCGGUGGCAUCCUUUAAAGACCGGAUACGCGGGCGCGUGCUGGGCAAACCCGUGCUCCAUCCAGAAUCAAAGGAAGUCCUCUUUGAUGUCGGGCACAUGCUUACUGCUGACGAGGCUGGAGACAUUGAGACGCUGUGGAAGUCACUGGCUAAGACAAUUGAAGUGCCACCCGUCCAUGUCCGUUCACCACUGGGGUGCCGUCUUCAUGGCGGGAUUUGCGCGAAGUGCUACGGUGAAGACCUUUCAACGCCUGGGGAGUUGGUUAGUGUCGGGCAUCCAUCUGGAACGAUCGCCGCACAAAGCAUGGGCGAACCUGGUACGCAGCUCACAAUGCGAACAUUCCACACCGGGGGUGCAUUUGAAGGUUCUGCUGGUGAAGGUGUCGUUGCAAAGCAUGCUGGGCGCGUGCGAUUGCAGAGCUCCUACGACAAAAUUUCCAAGGACGAUGUCUCGUGCAAGGUCAGAUCGGUUAGCCAGUGGAAGCGGUCUCCACAAGGUGAGGUGGGCUGUGUGUUGGCGGAGGCCGCAACUUUGGAGAUCACCGACGGCAGCCAUGUCUUGCAGACGGAGAGUUUGGACAUUGGUACGUACGUCAAGGUUCUCGAUGGCGCUUCAGUGAGUUUUGGACAAGUUCUGUACCAGAAGCCAGCCAAGUCAUCAUCCAGCACAGAUGAGGAUGACAUCGAGACUUUGGACAAGCCGAUUAAUUCCGACCAGGACGGAGAGAUUCUCGUGCAACCUGCGGAUACUCUUGGCAGCUGCAUCGACGAAGGGGGGAAGCUGGUUUGGGUGUUGCAGGGCUCUGCCGUGGACUUUCAGCACGAAGGUUCAACUUUAGCAGUGAAAGAGGGCGAUGCCGUUGAACCUGGGCAACCUCUUGCGCAAGAAUGGGCGGCGACUCAAUGUUCAGGUGUUCCACGCUUUCAGGAGCCACCGCGAUCUUGUGACAAGGAUGCCGCAUCGUUGCGCACCGAUUUCGACUUCUUCGAGCUUGCCGCAGACCGGACCACUGAGUACCACAAAGAUGUUGAGAUACCUCCAUCUUUGCAAGAGGAGCCUCGGAAUAUGAAAUCAUCCGUGAGGCCCUAUCUGAGACAGGCGGUCUCGCGAGCCUUGGACAAGGCAGAUGACAUCCGCUCUGCGAAGCCCGCAGCUCCAGCAUCUUCGAGCGUUUUCACACAGGUUUGGACGGAUGAUGAAGUGCCAAAGCUGCGCAUACUAUGCAGCCCUCCAUCCCUUGAAGCAGGUUCUUCUAUUUUCCCAACGAGCCGAAGCCUCACGGAUGACUGCGUGGCACCGAGUGGUGGGCUCGUCCUUCACGUGAUCUGGGAAGGCAAGAAGACGAUUCUAUGGGCACCUGAAGAGAGCAUCCCCCUCCUCAACCAAAAGAAGCGAGAGGCCAGCGAGGACAAAGGGCAGGUCAAGCUUGGGAGGCCGCUUCUGUUCAAACGAACAGCUCAGACAGCUGCUCCACAACCAGACGAACAUGCAAGCCAAGGUGAUGCCUUCGUUCACCGCUGCAAAGAUCGGGUGUACUACUCCAGAGACAUGUCGACUCUGGAUAUUGAUACAGAUGAUUCAUGGGAGUGUGCCAUCAAGCCGGGUGAAGUUUUUUUGGCUCCCAGCAAGUACUUUGCUGAAGGGCUUUGGUGGGACGCUGCAGAGGAUGACGGAGUGUACUUACACUCGAGGGCCGUCCCCCCGAAUCAUGCAGUCAUACCGGAGCUGCCCACGACGAAGAUUGGUUCAGACUGGAUGAUAGCAGAAAUUCUAGAUGAUCCACGUGCCGCUGAUUCAGUGCGAGUUUUACUGCGUCGUACAAAAUCGGUCAGGCUGCCACCGGCUCGUUGCCCUGCACCGUCUGAGUCCCACACUAUGGCUUUCUGGACUCCCCGUCGUGGCAAUGGUGUUGUGGAGUCGGUCGGGCCCGUGGUGUUAGCCCACGAGGUCACUGCAAGUGUCGGCAGGCAUUACCAAGACGCGCAUUGCACUAGCGUUGUCCCGACACGACCUGCCGACGGGACCAGUGUCCUUCCAAGGGCCUUCUUGAACGGAACAUCACUGGAUGUUGCCAGUGAAUGGGGUCCAAGCAGUCUCUGCGUGGUGCAACAUUCUCCUCUGGGGACUCCAAGAGCUGCUGUGGCCAACAGUUCUUGGCAAGAAGCCAUGCCAAGAUAUAUUUCUUGUGAUGAGUCGGAACAGCUCAUCGCGCGUCGGACCUUGCCAUCGAAAGCCAGCGGAAUCGUCUGCAGAGCGGAGGAAGGAACUCGGAGGCUUACUGCUGUGGUCCUCAACGACCAGGAUUUGCUGAGAGUUCCAUGCCACGCACAGCCGUCAGUCCGCUUGGGAGAUUUGGUUCGGCAGCACGAUCGGCUGAGCUCGAAGGAUGUGUCUCCUGCAGCAGGCCAGGUCGUGUCUGUGCAGACUGCCAGCGAUGGAGGUGCCGUUGCCGUCGUCUACUUGCGCAAGGCCAGUUCUUACCUCGUCACCAACAAGGGCUCCGUCCUUGUACGUGAUGGAAACGUUGUCCAAAUGGGAGACUGCUUGGCAACAGAGCCCCUGGCUGUGCCGCGGACAUCAGAUAUUGUUCAAGGCCUUCCUCGUAUCGACAGGCUCUUCGAGGCUGCGAACGGGCAACUACAAGCCCGGUUGGACAGGAUCUUCGAAGAGGAGGCAGCCCAACGUAGCAGCUUGGAUGCUGCAUAUGCAGCUCGCCGAAGGUUCGAACAGGAGCUCUUGGCAGAAAUUCAGUCCGCUUAUGGCGUACAGGGCGUAGACAUCAGCAGCAAGCACAUUGAGGUGGUCGUGCGGAGAAUGACAGAGAAGUGCACGAUUGAAGAAGGAAUCAGCGGACUCCCGCCUGGCACACUGAUGAACUAUGUUGAAUUGGAAGGGCUAUGUGCGCUGCAACCGAGUGCAGAGGUGAAAGUGAAGCCCACCGUUCGUGGGCUCACGGAGAUUGGCAGAGAUGGUAGUCACGUCUUGGUGGCCAUGGGCUUCCGAGAAGUGGAUAAUGUUGUGGCGAACGCGGUCUUCCAGGGUGCAGGCCGCUACGGCUUCGAGGGAGUCAAGGAGAAUCUCAUGAUCGGGAAGGCCGUCAGCGUUGGACGAAAGACGGCUUCUUCAUCUCAUUCGGCAAAUCGUGAGAUCGACCUUGAUCGAAUUCCGGACGUCUCGCCGGAAUCGCUGGCAAGGAGAAUCGAUGGCAUGAAGGCUCAGAUGGAGGCAGGACGAGAGGCCACGCGAAAACAACUCGAUGCUUUGCAGCAGCAGCAGGAGAGCCUGGAGAAGAUUUCAAGCGCGGACGACUUUGUGAAUUUCAUGACGAAGGAAGGCGUGUCCCACGAAGAUCUGCAGAGGAUGCUGACAGGGGACCCCACGGACAUGGAGGACCUGGUUGCAAAGAUGUUGAACAAAGCUGCAGCUCCAGGUGAAGAUGCAGCAGCGCUAGCCGGAGCAGAACAAGCCAUCAAAAGUGCGGAGGAACUUCACACUCGCAUUUGUGGCGAUGAUACAGCAGGCAGUGAGAAGAAGGUGGGCUCCGUGCCGAAGAAGUUGGUCCCAGACUCUCCACAGGUGAUCCUUCCCACGCAUCGGCUGCAAUAUGAGAAAGACCCUGAAGGCAGAUACCAGGGUAUGGAGCUUGUCUGCGAGCUGCCGGGUGUCAGCGACAUGGGUUGCAUUGUCUUGGACAUUGCGGAGAAGCACUUGCGGCUGAACACCGUGGACCCUGCGCCCAAGUAUGCCAUCAAUGCAGGGCCUUUUCCGGUUCUCAUUGAGCCCUCUGGUGCCAAAGCGAAGUUCAGCAAGAAGCGGCAUGAGCUGAGCAUACGCGUGCCAGCGAAAGCCUAA
Symbiodinium sp. CCMP2592 is the source of this 4923-nucleotide messenger RNA. NCBI's taxonomy places the organism in Eukaryota, Dinophyceae, Suessiales, Symbiodiniaceae. The record is from the annotation of a GenBank genome assembly.